AUGGUUGUGCGCUCAAUUACCACGUCUGCGAAUCCGCGUCCGAGAGAACAACAAACCAGACUUGUUUUCCCUGCUCCGAUCAUCGCAGGGCAGAGGCGGACUUUAGCAACCGUUCAAAAUGUCAACCCAGACGACAGAGGCCCAAUCCAGGAGUACGAGGCUCGGGUGGCGGCAGGGCGAUUGAGGGACGACGAGCACCAAAGAGGCAUCAUAGAGAGUUUGCAACACCUCCACGAUGAACUCCGAAGUUACAACGCGCCACCAACUGUUCACCCCACCAUCGAGUCCCUUAAACCAGAACCCAAGUCCAUGUUUGGACGCCUUUUUGGAAAUACACCGAAGGAGCAAAAGUUAAAGGAAAUUCCAGAUAAUCUGCCGCGAGGCCUGUAUUUGUAUGGCGACGUGGGGAGUGGGAAAACCAUGUUGAUGGACUUGUUCUAUGAGACGCUACCUAGCAGCGUACACUCAAAGACGAGGAUCCACUUCCAUAAUUUCAUGCAGGAUGUUCAUAAACGGUUACAUAAAAUGAAGCUGGAGCAUGGGAAUGACAUUGAUGCGGUACCUUUUGUGGCAGCAGAUAUAGCGGAAAAGGGGAACGUUCUUUGCUUUGACGAGUUUCAAUGUACAGAUGUGGCAGAUGCUAUGAUUCUAAGACGGCUUCUCGAAGCUCUUAUGUCUCAUGGGGUUGUCCUAGUCACAACCUCCAACCGUCACCCAGAUGACCUCUACAAGAAUGGCAUCCAGCGAGAAUCCUUCAUCCCUUGUAUCAACCUUCUCAAAAACAGACUCCAUGUUAUAAACCUCGACUCGCCAACCGACUACCGUAAUAUCCCCCGCCCCCCGUCUGGCGUCUACCACGCUCCACUGGACAAGCACGCCCAUUCCCACGCUGAAAAGUGGUUCCGCUUCCUGGGUGAUCCACACCAGGACCAACCACGAGCAGAAACGCAACGAGUAUGGGGCCGAGAAAUCCACGUCCCGAAAGUUAGCGGGAGAGCCGCCAUGUUCACGUUCGACGAGCUGAUCGGGAGACCGACGAGCGCGGCUGAUUAUAUCGAGCUGAUGCGCAGCUACGAUGCUUUCGUGGUGACCAACGUUCCCGGAAUGACCUACCGUGAGCGAGACUUAGCACGCCGCUUCAUUACUUUCAUCGACGCCGUGUACGAGUCUCGAGCCAAGCUCGUACUCACCACGGCCGUGCCUCUUACUCAACUUUUCCUCUCGAAAGAAGAGGUCAAGGAGAGUGUCCAGCGGGACAAAGAGGACAAGAAGGGCCAAGCUGAGGAUGGACACGAUAUCGACGAUACGAUGAGGAACUUGAUGGAUGAUCUUGGAAUGAAUAUGAAGAUGCUGAAAAGCAGUUCUAUUUUUAGCGGUGACGAGGAGAGAUUCGCGUUUGCGAGAGCGCUGAGCAGACUCAGCGAGAUGGGGAGUCGGGAGUGGGUUGAGCGUGGAAUGGGUCUCGAGAAAGACGGCGGCAAGCAGGAGAAAGAUAGUUGGCAGCGAGUUCGAAGCAGGCAGAUGGAGGAUAGCAUGUGA
Messenger RNA from Hyaloscypha bicolor E, 1539 nucleotides. Its product is annotated as AFG1-like ATPase. Gene Ontology annotation, biological process: protein quality control for misfolded or incompletely synthesized proteins. Gene Ontology annotation, molecular function: ATP binding; ATP hydrolysis activity. Bases 1 to 1539 code for a protein of 512 amino acids. The record is from RefSeq and is a predicted model, not a curated record. The transcript has 4 exons. Lineage: Eukaryota; Fungi; Ascomycota; Leotiomycetes; Helotiales; Hyaloscyphaceae. Gene Ontology annotation, cellular component: mitochondrion; cytoplasm.